CAUCUCAAAAUGAUGCGUCUCUCCUUCGUUCUCGCCGUUGUUGCUGCUUUCAAGCUGUCAGUGUCAGUGCCUCCUCCCAGUAUUGACAUUCCAUGUCCCAUCCUCUGCAACACCACUGCUGAUUGUGGCUUGGUAGGGCGAUAUCUAUUAUAUCUGUGGGACAUUGGGCCCGCCGGUAUUACCGUGACAGUGGGUCGUGUUUCUGCUUUCGCAUUGGUGUACACGGUGUGGUUGACACCACGACGCGUCAAGCAGUUCUUGAGUACUUCGCUGCUGAGCGCCCAGUCGUCACGGUGAACAAAGUUCAACAAACAAGUUCACCGACGCGUUGUUUUUCGUUCCGUGCUUGCAAUAUAUAUAUGAUUGAUAAAGGCCUCACAUAGAAUAGACAGUCGGACUGCGGAACCAACCCGAGUGAAAACCCACUACGGCGUGGCACGACGUGAUAUGUUUUUUUUC
This is a messenger RNA of Suillus plorans, 459 nucleotides long. RefSeq lists its product as uncharacterized. The transcript has 3 exons. NCBI's taxonomy places the organism in Eukaryota, Fungi, Basidiomycota, Agaricomycetes, Boletales, Suillaceae. The coding region runs from base 10 to 297 and encodes 95 amino acids. The record is from RefSeq and is a predicted model, not a curated record.